GUACUAUCAUCGUCUGAUCUCGUUAUUAAGAAAACCAAAGAUAUUGGGCGGCGGGACAGUACCAACUGACACUCAUCUUUCGCUCUCUCUUCGGAUCUCACCGCCACCGUUCACGGCGGUGCCUCCGUCACACGCGCCGCCGCUCUCGCUCCGAUCUCCCCAUCGCCAUAGAGAGAAGGUAAAGUCGUUAACGAUGGCCGAAGCCUCUGGUAGUGAGAGUUGUGGCAUGUUGGUUCUUUCUGGAGGCUGAAAAGGUGACAUCUCCAAUGUAGCGGUUAGGUUGAAGGAAAUCUGUUUUAUAGAGUAAGCUGUUGUUAUGUGAGAACUUUUGGAGUUUUUCGAUAUUACAGAAUUGACUAUGAUUGUUUAUGGAAAAAACUCUUCUCUGCAAUAUCAAGUGCCGGCAUCUGAGUUUGGUGUUUGCUUGAGAGAGAAACUCUCUGCCGCUGGCACCUCUGCAGGCUCUGCUACUGGCAUUCAAGUUUGCCCCUUCUCCUUUUCCUUACAUGUAUCCUGAUUUGGACACCUGUUUACAUGAUGAGAUGGCUGUUGCAACCUUCAAAGGACCUCCUAGUGAUUGUUGUGGGAAUAAGAAAAUGGAAAGAAAGCCUUCUGGGAGGAGACGUGUAUUUGUUCAGACUGAAACUGGGUGUGUUUUGGGGAUGGAAUUAGAUAGGAGUGACAAUGCCCAUACUGUGAAAAGGAAAUUACAGGUUGCAUUCAACGUCCCAACAGAGGAAAGCUCACUUGUUUGUGGGGACAUGGUCUUGAAGAAUGAUCUAAGUGUGGUUAGAAAUGAUUCUCCACUUCUUCUCACUAGGAACUUUUUACAUAGGAGUUCAUCUACCCCGUGCCUUUCACCCACUGGCAGGGAUCUUCAGCAAAGGGAUCAGGGGGGACCAAUCGAGGUUAUUGGUUGCUCAGAUAUGUUUUCAGGAACAAAACAACUGGUUAAGGAUAUUAUGAAGGCAAUAAAAGUUGGCAUUGAACCAAUCCCCAUUCAGAGUGGGUUGGGAGGAGCAUAUUAUUUUAGGAACAGUGAUGGUGAAAAUGUUGCUAUUGUCAAACCAACUGAUGAGGAACCUUAUGCACCAAACAAUCCGAAAGGUUUUGUUGGCAAAGCUCUUGGACAACCAGGACUGAAACGUUCAGUGAGGGUUGGGGAGACAGGCUUCAGAGAAGUUGCCGCAUACCUUCUUGAUCAUGGUCAUUUUGCCAAUGUGCCUUCUACUGCCCUUGUGAAAGUUGCACAUUCUAUUUUUAAUGUUAAUGACAGGGUGAAUGGUAGUAUGCAUCAUAACAAGAAGCAAAUAAGCAAGAUUGCAUCACUGCAGCACUUCAUUCCUCAUGAUUUUGAUGCAAGUGAUCAUGGAACUUCCAGUUUCCCUGUUGCUGCUGUUCAUAGGAUUGGGAUUUUGGACAUACGAAUUUUAAACACAGACAGACAUGCCGGAAAUCUUUUGGUCAGGAAGCUUGAAGGGUUAGGAAGGUUUGAUCAGGUGGAGCUUUUUCCCAUUGAUCAUGGUCUUUGUCUCCCUGAAAGUUUGGAAGAUCCAUAUUUUGAAUGGAUCCAUUGGCCUCAGGCAUCAAUUCCUUUCUCAGAUGAUGAGCUUGACUAUAUAUAUCAUCUAGACCCUUUUCGUGAUUCAGACAUGCUUAGAAUGGAGCUUCCCAUGAUUAGAGAAUCAUGCUUGCGGAUUUUAGUUCUCUGCACUGUCUUCCUGAAGGAAGCAGCAGCCUUUGGUCUCUGUCUAGCAGAGAUUGGUGAUAUGAUGAGUCGGGAAUUUCAGGGUCACGAUGAAGAGCCUAGUGAGCUUGAGCUUAUAUGUAUUGAAGCAAAGAAACUGUUAGAUCAGGAAGAAUUCUCUUUUUUUCAGGCAGAAGUAGGAGACAAAGGUGUAACUCAGUUUCAGUUAGACUGUGAGGAUCAUGAGUUGGAUUUCACUAUAAAUAUUGAAGAGAAACUGAAAGUAAUACCACCUUUCCAAGUUGGAGUGAAAAAUGAAAAUGGUAGAAACACACUUUCUAAACUAGAGGAAAGUGUGAUGGAGGAGGAUGAGGCUGGGAGUGAAGAGGAGUUACCCUUAGGUGCAGAUGAAUACAGUGGUCCUGUGGGAAAUCGGGUGCCUAAUGUUUCAAAACUGUCCGUGUCUGUGAAAAACACAAAAAUUGGUGAGAAAAGUUGGCAGCACUUGGGUGCAAAACAAAAGAGUGGUUUUUUGGCUGGGACAUCAUCUGGAAACACAACUGUAAAUGAGUUGCCUGCAAGCUCAAGUUUUGUGAAGCUGACAGAUAUGGAUGAGGACAAGUGGAAUCAGUUUCUUGAGAAUUUCCAAAGGUUGUUGAUCCCAGCUUUUGUCAAUUGCAAACGUGGUAAUGUGGGCAUGAAGCAGAGACAGAGACUUGGAACUUCAUGCCAGUUUUAGGGAGAUUAUUAGUGAAACAUGGCGUGAAUCAAUGAAAUAUUCGGGCUUGUACAAUGUGUCAUGGUGCACAUUGAAUUAUAGGUAAGUACAGAGGCUUUGCUUUCUCAACGCUGAGGAGUGAAUAUCCAGGAAGCAGUAAAUGAAGAUUUUCAGGUAGUAAGGUCUUGCAUCAGCAAGUAGAGGGGAAACUUAUCUACCAGUAGAUAUGAAGACUAUGCCCUGAUUUCCUCUUUUAUAUUUUUCCACUUUAUGUUCACUGGUUAGUUUGUUGAAUAAUUCAGGGUAGGUGCCAAAAUAAAUUUGUGUAUAUCAAUGGUUUCCCGGGGAUUUAUAUGAUAUUUCUGGUAUGUCUGUCGCCUUUAAAUGCUUCUGAAAUUCUUUUAAAUCCUGGUAUAAUCCGUUGCCCAUGUCGUCUUAAACUCUUUGUUUGUCUGCGAAAAGAAUAAAAAAAAAACGUAGGAAUAGGACAGAGUAGCAAAUGAAUAGAGAAUAAGGAGACUUUAAAGUUGUUUAGAUGAAGAGAAAUAAGAAAGAAAAUGAAAGCAAAAAGAGUUAUACUUCAUCUUUACUUCUAUAAUAUAGUGAGUAAAAAGAAACAAUCUUUUCCUUUCCUUCAAUCAUCCAUUAUAUCUUUUUUGUUCCGCAGAAAGCAUACAUUUAUGAGUAAAUGGUUGGUGGUCAAAUAUAGAAUUUAUUUGUGUUAAUUAGCUACAAAAAUUUACUAGUCACACAAACCCCUAUCAUGUUUCAAAGUAGCGUGGAAUCCGCCUUUGUAUCCCUCACUCUGGACUCAGACUUGCAGUGAGUCAAGUGGUUAAUUCACCCCGUCUGUGUUAACACUGGCACUGUCAACAAAGAAUUACAGUUGCAGGAAAUGGACUACAAAAAGAAUUUUCACCCCACAUAUAUGAAUUCCCGUUCACCGUGUUUCUCUGUGGUUCAUGGUGGUUAUUCUACUUAAUUCAACCUGUUGAUCCUCUAUUUGACUCACAAUUCGGGUGAAGUUGCUGCUUGCAAAUGACAUGGUGUCUUCUUUCAUAAGGCGCUUUUGCUUAAUCCUCAAUAUACACUGUGAAACCUCACCUAUGGAGGGGCGUUUCUGAGGUGAUUUGUGCAAACAUUUGUGUGCAAUUCUAGCAAGCUGCCUCACUUCUUCAAGGUUGCAUUUUCCCACAAGUUGCUUGUCAAGAAUCCCAUCUACACCAUCAUGAUCCAUUGCAGCCUUGCAGUAAAUGAAAAAUAAACAUAUACAUAAGAAAUCAUCAGUCUAAAGAUUUAUAACGUUAGCAUCCUUUCCCAAAGCAAAAAUAACUUACAAGGUUGAUAUAUUCCAUCAAAUUUUGGUGUGGAUGGAUGGCAGUGAUGAGCUCAAAUAUGAGUAUACCAAAGCUGUAAAUGUCACUCUUCAUUGUAAGCUUGCUUGUGGAAAUGUAUGCUGGGUCCAUGUAGCCAUAUGUACCUUUAAGGCCAGAAUUAC
Molecule: messenger RNA, 3903 nt
Organism: Abrus precatorius (Indian licorice)
Lineage: Eukaryota; Viridiplantae; Streptophyta; Magnoliopsida; Fabales; Fabaceae
Product: phosphatidylinositol 4-kinase gamma 7-like
Exons: 3
Coding region: 507-2426 (639 amino acids)
Source: RefSeq, a predicted model, not a curated record